This is a messenger RNA of Monosiga brevicollis MX1, 669 nucleotides long. RefSeq lists its product as uncharacterized. Lineage: Eukaryota; Choanoflagellata; Craspedida; Salpingoecidae. The record is from RefSeq and is a predicted model, not a curated record. The coding region runs from base 1 to 669 and encodes 222 amino acids. Gene Ontology annotation, molecular function: protein binding. Gene Ontology annotation, cellular component: cytoplasm; nucleus. The transcript has 8 exons.
AUGAGUGAUGAUGGAGCGCAGCUGUUCAGGGCGUGUGUAUCAAAUCGACAAAAGGCGGUGCAGCUGUUGACCAGUUGGGACCAUGAACGUAUUCAAGCUGCCGCCCAAUACAAGAAUUUGGAUGGCCAUACAGCACUGCACUGGGCUUGCUUUAACGAUCAUGUCGAGGUGGUGGAGAUGCUGUUGAAGCACGGUGCUGAUGCUAAAGCCAAGACCAACUUUGGCUGGACACCACUGCACUGGGCCUGCCGUGAGGGUCGUGUCGAGGUGGUGGAGAUGCUGUUGGAGCACGGUGUUGAUACUGACGCCAAGACCGACGACGGCCAAACGCCGCUCCAUACAGUCUGCACUCCCAUCUCUGUCAACCGAAAGGUUAUCCGCCAACUCUUGCGGCACGGUGCCGACCCGGAUGCGAGAGAUCUUACGGGUGCACGACCCUUGGAUUUGCUCAUUCGCGGAGACCCCAUCGAGCGGGAGCUAAUUGAAGAACUAUUGGGCGCAAGCCGUACCCCUUGCUCCCAAACUUUGAAUUCCCAAGUUCAAGGCUUGAUUCAUGCGGAGCAGAUGAGACGCCGCAUCGGCUCGCGCGUGGAUCCGCAAUUGUUCAAUCUUCAAGACCUACAAAUGUUUUGUGACUGCCUGGCCGCUCAAGUCACACCUACGAAUUGA